Trichoderma harzianum CBS 226.95 is the source of this 840-nucleotide messenger RNA. RefSeq lists its product as hypothetical. The record is from RefSeq and is a predicted model, not a curated record. Lineage: Eukaryota; Fungi; Ascomycota; Sordariomycetes; Hypocreales; Hypocreaceae. The transcript has 2 exons. The coding region runs from base 1 to 840 and encodes 279 amino acids.
AUGAAUCAGAACGAAGCAACAGAUGAUUCAGUGCCGACAGUUCGAUUUAUGAAUAUCGAAGACUUGGUCAGAGAAAAGCAUUCCCAGCAAGGAGAUGCAUUGCGCCUAACAAACGUAUCUCUCGCGGAUUUCAACCAGAUAGACGAAGAGUACGAGUGGAACAAGAUCCGCAUAUCUCAGUAUGUCGAGUCCUCCCAUUGUAUGCUGGUGUCCAUCCCCACAACUGCCCACGAAGUGCUUCACCUGGGGCUAGAGAGCGCGAUUAUCAUUCGACUCCAUCAGAUAGGCCUGGAUAACGACUGGGGUCUCACAGGGGCAGUAACCUGUUACAGCCAGGGGUUUCGUUCCGGUGGUGGCAACGGUAGCGCAGGAUCCGCAGACUCGUCGAUGAUGCCGUUUAGAAAGGGGCAAUAUAUAGGUUUCCCUACACUCAUGAUUGAAGCUGGAUGCUCCUGGUCUUUGGCCAGCAUGCGGGCAAAGGCCAAAUGGUGGUUUCAGGUCUCGAAUCACACUGUCAAGACGGUUCUUUUGGCAAAGCUCGACGAGAGUCGGCUUACCAUCUUCCUGGAGAGGUGGGAGGAGAGACAGCAGGAGCGAGCUGGUGAUGGAGAGGUGGAAUGGGUGGCGGCUUGUCAACAGACUAUUACCAUUUCUGAUACUGGUUCGAAGCCACCAGUUUAUCAAGUGACAGGUGGUGAUUUGAUGUUGAAUCUCAAACUGCUGCUUCUGGACAGUUCGCUCCAGGAGGAGGAAUACGCUGCUGUGACUAUAGACGAUUUUCAACUCUAUGCUGAACGAGUGUUUGAAUAUGCGCUAGGGCGACAUGCUGUAUCGAGAUGA